This is a messenger RNA of Truncatella angustata, 1594 nucleotides long. RefSeq names its product bifunctional D12/D15 fatty acid desaturase. Bases 260 to 1450 code for a protein of 396 amino acids. The record is from RefSeq and is a predicted model, not a curated record. NCBI's taxonomy places the organism in Eukaryota, Fungi, Ascomycota, Sordariomycetes, Amphisphaeriales, Sporocadaceae. The transcript has 4 exons. Gene Ontology annotation, molecular function: oxidoreductase activity. Gene Ontology annotation, biological process: lipid metabolic process.
AGCCCAAUUGCAGACCAUGCGGGACGCUGUCGAAAUGUCCAAGCAAGCUGUCCCUUUUUCUAGAAAAUGCCAAGCUCCCAACAGGAGCCUCGCUUAGACAAGGAUUUGACCUUGGGCAGGGGUCGGGACUCACACCCAGAUUAUCUCGACUAGCCGGCUCCCAAUAAAACUCGUGGCCAUGCUCUCUGUCCUUUCGCAACGGAUUUUCCUCUGAAUGUACUGCGAGGCCUGGCAAGCGUAACCAGACUGAUUAGACACCAUGAUUUCUACCACGACCACCACCGUGAUCAAGACAAGAGGUGCCAAGCAGUCGCUUGAGCCCGCCUACCCAGAUGUCAACACCCUCCGCAAGGCGAUUCCUCCUCACUGCUUCCAGCCCUCAGCUGUCCGCUCUCUCGGCUAUGUAGCCAGGGAUCUCACCCUCGCUGCUGGCUUGGUCUAUGCCGCACUGACCUACAUCCCACAACUCUCCAACCCAUGGGCUCGCGCCGGAGCGUGGGCCGCAUAUGGUUUCGCCCAAGGUCUUGUCGGCACCGGAAUCUGGAUUCUAGCACACGAGUGUGGCCACGGCGCCUUCUCCCUGCACCGCCACCUCAACGACUUCGUCGGCUGGGUCUUGCACUCCUUGCUCCUCGUCCCCUUCUUCAGCUGGAAGUUUAGCCACGCCAGACACCACAUGUACACGGGCCACAUGGAGAAGGAUAUGGCUUUCGUCCCGGCCACCAAGAAGGACUACGAGCGCAAGGUCGCCGCGCGCAGCUGGUGGAGCAACCUGGGCAUUGACGGCGAGCUGUUUGAGGAGACGCCCAUUGUGAACAUGGUCAAGCUGGUAGGCCACCAGCUGUUUGCUUGGCAGGGAUACCUGCUGUUCAACAUCUCCGCCGGUCCCAAGAGUCUGCAGCGCAAGGGCACCUGGUUCCGCAAGUCGCACUUCGAGCCUACUUCCGUUGUUUUCCGUCCUCAGGAGGCCCUCUACGUUCUGAUCACUGAUAUCGGUCUGGCUCUCGUCGGCUACGGCUUGUACCUGGCUUCGCAAAAGGUUGGCGGUCUGACCACCUUCCUGCUGUACGGUGUCCCCUACUUCUGGGUUCACCACUGGCUCAUCGCCAUCACCUACCUGCACCACCACCACGAGGAUGUGAAGCACUUCGACGCCGAGGGCUGGACCUUCGUCAAGGGUGCCCUAGCCACCAUUGACCGUGACAUGGGCUGGAUCGACCGCCACCUUUUCCAUGGUAUCAUCGGAACCCACGUUGUGCACCAUCUAUUCGCACGUAUCCCCUUCUACUACGCCGAGGACGCCACCGAGGCCAUCAAGCCCAUGCUCGGCGACCUCUACCACCAGGACAAGCGAUCGUUCCACGCCCAGCUCUGGUCUGCCUUCACCACUCUCAAGUACGUCGAGCCGGAGCCCAAGAUGCCCGGUGUCUUGAGAUGGCACAAGGAUUAGGUGCCUUGAAGCGCCAUGUGUUUUUUAUGAUGAGAAAUCCUUUACUGCUUUGCUUUUUGGAAAAGACAUUGCAUGAUAGAGAUACGUGUGUUGUGAAAGGAAUGGGGGUAAUAGAUCUUUCGCACGCAAUAGACGUUAGAAACU